CUUUGGGUUUUCAAUCUUGGCUUGGCAGCGUUUGCACAGACCACAAAAGUAAAAGUGAGCAUUGCUCCCUCAUGGGUGCGCCCUGACUUGGAUUUCAUCUUUCCCAAGCGGUCUUCCAUGCGGUUUCACAAGCAGUUCAGAACUCUAAUUACCCAUUGCUUUGGGACCAAAAAGCUGUGUGAGACAACUUCACGAACUUGGGACCUCCUCGUGGACCUCAUCCACCAUCUCCGCUCGCCGGGCACCGGUCUUCGGCUCCACCAGCGGAGAAGCAGAGCUCUUCCGGGCGAAGUCGCGCAAACUGGACCCCUCCCGGCAUGGCGGAGGUGCCAGCGGAUGAGGUGCCACAGGCCGAGAAGGAGGAGCUGUUCUGCACCUAUGCCGCGAUGAUCCUCAAGGACAGCGAGCUGGACAUUUCAGAAGACAACAUCAACACUCUCAUCAAGGCUGCUGGUGGCUCCACUAGCUCCUUUUUCCCAGCUCUUUUCGCCAAGCUUUGUGCGGGAAAGGAUCUUGACAGCAUGCUGAAGUUCGGCGGUGGCGGCGGUGGCGGCGUGGCCGUGGCAGGAGGCGGCGGCGGUGGAGGCGGCGGAGGCGGUGCUCCUGCCGAGAAGAAGGAAGAGAAAAAGGUGGUCGAGGAAGAGGAGGAGGAAGAGAUGGAAUUCGACCUCUUCGGAUGAUCGACCUGAACGAAGAAGUUUGAUGCGCUGGCCUGGCAACAACAAGAAAGCUCUGGAGAAUGGAA
Molecule: messenger RNA, 745 nt
Organism: Durusdinium trenchii
Lineage: Eukaryota; Dinophyceae; Suessiales; Symbiodiniaceae
Source: the annotation of a GenBank genome assembly